This is a messenger RNA of Orcinus orca (killer whale), 1629 nucleotides long. It is a transcript of the gene NXT1, whose product is annotated as nuclear transport factor 2 like export factor 1. Lineage: Eukaryota; Metazoa; Chordata; Mammalia; Artiodactyla; Delphinidae. Gene Ontology annotation, biological process: protein import into nucleus. Bases 1027 to 1449 code for a protein of 140 amino acids. The transcript has 2 exons. Gene Ontology annotation, cellular component: nuclear pore central transport channel. The record is from RefSeq and is a predicted model, not a curated record.
GCGGAGGCCGGGCAUUCGCGUCUGCGCGGACUGGGGGGCCGCGCGCGGGAACCUGCGGAGGUGCCGACCGGACCAGGCGGUUGCUGGGAGGAAGGGGUUCGUUGGAGGCGGCUCUUCCUGGGCCGCUUCGGGCGAGCAGCCGAGGAGCGCGGAGCCUCGGCGGGCCCGGCCCAAAAGUCCGUUGUGCCGCGGUCCGCGUGACCGGAACCGCCCACGCCGACCCGGGUCGUUUCGCCCACGCCUACUCGGCUGACUGAGGCCCACGCUGUCCGGUGCUGACUAGGGCCGCCGCCCCGCUGUCACUCCCGCGCAGGUAGGUGCCCCACGCAGGUCGGUGCCCCCCACUCAGGUAGGUGACCCCCACCCAGCGCAGGUAGGUGCCCUUCGGGCAGGUCGGUAACCCCGUGCAGGUGAGUGCCCCCUGCUCAAGUAGGUGACCCCCGCGCAUAUGGCUGACCCCCGCUUAGGUAGGUGACCCCCGCAGGUAGGUGCCCCCGACUCGGUUAAGUGAUCCCCUCCCAGCGCAGGUAGGUGAUCUCUGCUCAGGUAGGUGACCCCGUGCAGGUAAGUGCCCCCUGCUUAAGUAGGUGACCCCCGCGUAGGUCGGUACCCCCCAGCGCAGGUAGGUGGCCCCCGCGUGGUGGGGAUGCCGGCUGGUCCCGCAGCGGGUCUUGGGCCGGUCGCAACCCCGCAGGAACGACCUCCCUCCCUGCGGACGCCCGGGCGGGCAGCCGGUUGAGCUGCGUUCGGGAGGCGGAGGCCCGAGGUGCUGGGGAAUCGCGUGGACGCCGGUUGAUGGGGAGUCCAGCGAGGGAGACGGGCCCACAGCGGGAAAUGACAAACUGGCUAUCCCGGAACCUUGAGCCCCAGACUGGACCCCAGAAGGGCAGGAGCCAGUGAGAGGACCGCGUCGUACCGGCAACAAGUUCUUGUAGUGACAAAUCAGGGGUGUGACCUCCAUCCACACCCUGGCUCCCCCAGGUACAGGAAGCACCUGGGUGGAGGCCUUCCUCAGCGGGGCCAGAGAUGGCGUCCGUGGACUUCAAGACCUAUGUGGACCAGGCCUGCCGUGCAGCUGAGGAGUUCGUGAACGUGUACUACACCACCAUGGACAAGAGGCGGCGGCUGCUGUCCCGCCUGUACAUGGGCACGGCCACCUUGGUGUGGAACGGCAACGCCGUUUCGGGACAAGAGUCCUUGAGUGAGUUUUUUGAGAUGCUGCCUUCCAGUGAGUUCCAAAUCAACGUGGUAGACUGCCAGCCCGUUCACGAUGAAGCCACCCCGAGCCAGACCACGGUCCUCGUGGUGAUCUGUGGGACAGUGAAGUUUGAGGGCAACAAACAGCGGGACUUCAACCAGAACUUCAUCCUGACAGCCCAGGCCUCGCCCAGCAACACGGUGUGGAAGAUUGCCAGUGACUGCUUCCGGUUCCAGGACUGGGCCUGCUAGUGGCGUGGGGAGACACCCCCAGACUGAACCCUGCGCUCCCUCGAGUCCCAGGGGCGCUUUUCUCGGCGUACACUUGUCAUAGCUGCCUUUUCAAAGUAGUAAAAUUCUCUAUUUUUCUACUUGCCCGGUAGAGACCUGGUCUCUGGAAAUUCUGACGAAUAAAAUGAUGAUAUGAACGUU